This is a messenger RNA of Oncorhynchus kisutch (coho salmon), 5842 nucleotides long. RefSeq lists its product as uncharacterized. The transcript is spliced from 14 exons. Lineage: Eukaryota; Metazoa; Chordata; Actinopteri; Salmoniformes; Salmonidae. Gene Ontology annotation, biological process: Rac protein signal transduction. The record is from RefSeq and is a predicted model, not a curated record. Gene Ontology annotation, molecular function: CCR4-NOT complex binding. The coding region runs from base 993 to 4235 and encodes 1080 amino acids.
GAUCAACCGAAGGUUUGGAGUUUAGCUCACGCGCUCUGGUUUAUAUAGAGAAACGUCACAUCCGUUGUAUACAGACUUCAUUCGCUGUCAAGAGGGUGGAUGCCUAGCUAGCUGGAAAUGACAUAGAGGCCUUACAGAUACAUUUGUGCUUUUGUCGCUCUUCUAAUCUGUGUUUUGUGGAGGAGAAGCGGCGAGAUCUGGGAGCACAUUUUGUUUCCUCAGUGAUUAAUAACUACCUCAGCCAGCAGAAGGAAACGGCGAGGAGUUUCCAACAGCAGUCCUAUCAGCUGGCUUCUGCUCACCGCCACAGACAAUGUGAAGAGAAUCUCUGACGGACUGGUUGUCUGCCCUCGCUCUGCUCCAUACACACAGCCAAUAGGCUGCCAUUGCAGAGAGGAAGUGAAGUGACAAGGCGCCAUUGUCCUACCGGAGAACCGAUUUAGUCUCUUUUUGUCAGACUCCUUGCUGUUGACCAGUGCCACAUUUCUUUUCAGAUUCUUGGCUUUUGUUUUUUGCUUACAGCUUUUAAAGAUUUAUCAGUAAAAACAUCUAAAUAUACAAACUAUACACAUGUUAUACAAAGACAUUUUCUGCUUCUUUGAAGGACUUGUUAUGCACAUGAAUCUUGUCUUGGAAUGAGAGAAUCGUGGAGUGUUUUCAGUUUUUUGAUCUGUCCUCUCAUAAACCAUUGACUCCCUUUUGAGGCAGAAAAUACAGAUUUGGAAAGGUGCAUUUCUGCCUGUUAUUUUUGCUGGGACUGUCCACCGUGAGCUGCAGCAGGGCUGCACAUAAACAUUACACUCAGUUAGCAAGUCUUUACCCUGCUCUCUGCAUCGCUCUGUUAGUUACAAAGCAUUUUGAGAUGAGCUUCUGGCAGAUGGAGCCCUUAAGUUGUCUUUUUACAUAAAUUCCAGGACUAUUGGUUUGUUGUAUUCUAUAAGAGAGCUUCUGGUUGGCUGAAAUCCGGAGCUUCCAGAGUCAGCCUGACACUUAUGUAUUGUUGUAGUGCGCAGGAAAGUAAAAUGGACUACAAGCGGCGCUUUUUGCUCGGCGGGUCCAAGCAGAAAGUCCAGCAAUACCAGAUGCCUGAGCUGAGCCGGACCCUCAGCGCCCCCCUGGGCUCCACCUGCUCCCCCAUGGGUGGCUCCACCGGGAUGGGCAUGCCCGGCAGCUGCCAACCACCUCCCCCCAACACCACUGCGGUCGCUGACAUUCAGCAGGGCAUCUCCAAGUACCUGGAUGCACUGAAUGUGUUCUGCAGGGCCAGCGCCUUUCUCACUGACCUGUUCAGCAGCGUGUUCAGGAACUCCCACUACUCGAAAGCAGCUAUGCAACUUAAGGACGUGCAGGAACAUGUCAUGGAGGCGGCCAGCCGGCUGACUGCAGCAAUAAAGCCAGAGAUCGCCAAGAUGCUGAUGGAGCUGAGCGCUGGGGCUGCCAACUUCAAAGACCAGAACGACUUCAGCCUGCAGGAUGUAGAGGUGCUGGGUCGGUGCUUCCUGACGGUGAUGCAGGUGCACUUCCAGUUCCUAUCCCAGGCCCUGCAGAAGGUGCAGCCUGUGGCCCAGUCGUGCCUGGCAGAGGCCCUUGCCCAGGCCCAGGAGCGACGCAGCAAUGUCCGCUCCCAGAGCUCCUGCCCUGGGCCCCUGACGGAGCUGGAGGAGGCCUCACGAUCAUGGAAGGGUGCAGCCGAGGCCACGGGACGUCUGAGGGAGAGGGGACGUGACGGCUGCCUGGCAGGCAUCCAGAUCCAGCAGCUCUUCUGCUCCAACAACCCCAACAUCCCUGAUCACCAUCUGAAGGAGCUCAACAUGAAGAUCGACAGUGCCUUGCAGGCUUAUAAAGCAGCACUAGAAAGUAUGGGCCACAGUGAAUAUGCACUGAAAGCUGGCUUUCACCUCAAUCCCAAAUCUGUGGAGGCAGCUUUACAGGGCUGCUGCAGUGAGGCAGAGGCCCAGCAGGCUGGCAGGAUGCAGACCAUCUCCCAGCCCAUUCAAUGUGAGCUGCCCACCAUACCUGUGCAGAUUGGCGCCCACUUCCUUAAAGGAGUGUCCUUCAACGAAUCGGCGGCUGACAACCUCAAACUGAAAACGCACACCAUGUUGCAGCUCAUUAAAGAGGCAGUGGGGCAGAAUGGAGUGACCCCCCGGGAUGACUCCCCCGUCACUGAGGUCCUCAACCAGGUCUGCCCUUCCAGCUGGAGAAUGGCCUGCAAGACCGCCGUCCAGUUACUGUUCGCUCAGGCGGGACUGGUGGUUGUUGACACUGCUCAGAUGGAGAACAAGGAAGCCUAUGCUCCACAGAUUACUCUGGAGGGCUCCAGAGUUGUGGUACAAGUACCCUCCACAUGGUGCCUGAAAGAGGACCCAGCCACCAUGUCUCUGUUGCAGCGGAGUCUGGACCCAGAGAAGACCCUCGGCCUGGUGGACGUGCUAUAUACCGCCGUCUUUGACAUCAAUAGGUGGAAGGAGUGCAAAGAACAGGCCUUGCCCACCAUUCAGAUGCAGUUACAGCGGGAGAGCUCUGACUACGGGAUGCAGGUAGACCUGCCUUCUGGAAAUGGCUCCAAAGCCCCCAGUGGACUGCCCAAAACUAUCUCCAAGCUAACUUCCAAAUUCACAAAGAAGGCUUCUUCCAGCUCUGUGUCCAGUGGUGGUGGGGGCAGCUACUCUAUUCCCAGCACCCCAUCCCAUAGCAUGCUCUCCUCUAGCAGCAGCUCUGAAGACCAGCAGUUUAAGAGCCUGGGUCACGCAGUAGACGGAAGACUGCAGAGCAUCUUACAGCUGGGCAACCUGUCCAGCAACCCAGACCCCACCCAGCCCCAGAACGGUUCAGUGUGUGACGACCAGGGCAUGAACCUCCCCACGGACCAGGAGAUGCAGGACGUCAUUGACUUUCUCUCAGGUUUCAAUAUGGGCAAGUCCCAGCAAGCCUCCCCACUGGUCAAAAGGAGGAACUCUGUAGCGUCUGCCAACGCCGCCGAGCUGAAGCCCCCGAGCGGAGCCACCGACCGAACCCCAACCUCUCAAGCUGUCUCCCACAGUUCACUGCAGCCCCCUACCCAGAGUAUUCCCCAGCAUCAGCAGCCAGUGCAGCAGCAACAGCCACCACCACCACAGCAGCCCUCCCAACAGGUACUGCAGUACUACCAACACCUCCUCCAGCCUAUUGGUCAGCAGCAGCAUGCUCCACCUCAGCUGCCCUCCCAACAGCCUCCACCCCAGGCUCUUCCCCAGCAGAGAGUGCCAAGCAAGUGGCUGAGUGGUUCCAGCCAGCAGCAGCCUCCUCCCCAGGGCCCCCCUCCCCCAUCAGGGCUCUCCCCCCUGGGGCCAAUUGGCCAGUGGGGCUCACCUGGCCUCCCAGACCUGAGCUCGGACCUGUACAGCCUGGGGCUGGUCAGCACCUACAUGGACAGUGUCAUGACUGAGAUGCUGGGGCAGAAGCCACAAGGUCCCCGCAACAACACCUGGCCCAACAGGGACCAGAACGAGGGGGUGUUUGGUGUGCUGGGAGACACUUUGCCCUUUGACCCCGCAGUUGGCUCUGACCCUGAGUUUGCGCGUUACGUUGCCGGAGUCAGCCAGGCCAUGCAGCAGAAACGGCAGGUGCAGCACAUCCGUCGACCCAGCAACACCCGCGGCAACUGGCCCGUCUCUGAUGAGCAGCACAGGACCUGGUCCCACCCAGAGUACUACAGUGAGGGGGAGGUGGUCCACAGCAGCUGGUCAGCCAAUCAGGGAGACUCUGCCAGCUCCAGUGAUGAGACGUCCUCAGCCAAUGGGGACAGCCUGUUCUCCAUGUUCUCUGGACCUGAUCUUGUUGCAGCCGUCAAACAAAGAAGAAAACACAGCUGUGGUGAGCAGGAGGUGUGUACCCUUCCCUCUCCUCCCCUCCAUCACUUGGGAGAUGAUAAUAACCAGGAAAGCAAAACUAAAACUUGGCCGCCGAAGGCCCCAUGGCAGCACUCCACUCACACUCAACACAACACCAUGCCCAAUCCAAGCUCUUCCCUGUACCAGAUGAACAUCCCUUCCAGCCAAUGGAGUGAUUCCAUGCAGAUGUUGCAGUCUCCGGUGUGGUCCACUGCCAGUGACUGCCCUCCCUCCACCGGGAUCUCCUCUGGCUUCUCUCACUUCACCCAGCAGCAGCAACAGCAGCACAAACCCAUCAGCAAGGGCUUUAAAUCCUUCCCCAUCAAACAUGAGCACAGGCCCUCUUACCUUAACCAGUACUGAUACAGACUAAACAAAUGAGUCCAUUGGCAUGGUAGAAUACCUGUAGCUGUAUUUCUGAAGCAAGUUCUGCUGUGACCAUUAGUAAUGUUGCCCUAACCAUUCAAUUGAACAGUCUAAGUAUGUGUUUUCAGGCAAAAUUGCAUUGUUCAUACUGGCUUAACAUUUUGUAUGUGUUUUCAGGCAAAAUUGCAUUGUUCAUACUGACUUAACAUUUUGUAUGUAUUUUCCCAUUUCAAACACCCCCUAUUUGAAAAAGACAUUCUAAACUGCCAUGUAAAAGCUGUAAGCAAUGCAUGUCAUCCUGGCAGCAUUUAGUCUGCCAGAUAAAGUUUAUACUGUUUCCUCAGACGAGCUUGAAACAUGCACGGCCAUCAUCCACUUUUCUUCUCCUUCUGAAAAUGUGUACGGGAUAAGAUUUUAGGGGGUGGGCUCUAAACAAGGCACUCCAGUUUUCCCCAUAAUUGUAUACUGUCUACAUAGCUGUAACUGCCAAAUCUCAUGUAAGAUGACUCAGACUACAGCUAACAUCUACUGUUCCAUAGCUUGUAAAUUACUGAAGUUGAAAUAUAAAUAAUAAUUUACUACUUUUUAUUAAGAGGCUUUGAGCAGGCUCAGCAUAAAUAUUAUAAUCAUUGCAGAGGUGUAAUUGAAAAAAAAAUACUACUUUUUCAACAACUGACAAGAGUAAAAGAUAUAUAGCAGUAACUAUGUGCCAUGUUGGUAUUAAUAGCACUUGCAUAAUAUUAUUUUCCAACCAAAGUGUUGUUCAGAAGAUAAAUGGUGCUGAAGAGAAGUCAGUUUAUUAUAUUGAUCAUUAAUAAAGUUACGAGCCCUAGAGCAUUAGGGAAAGUCUUUAUGAUCAAAAAGCGCAUUCAUUUCCUUUUCCCGAUUGGCAGUUCACUUCAGAAUGACACUAACUCAAACCUGUUUGUUCCUUUAAAAUACAAUAUUUUCAUGUACAAAUAUUGACAGUAUUAAUCUUAUUUUUGUAUUUUCUUACAUGUUCUACAAUUACUGUAUGUUACUUAACACAAUCCCCCCCCCCCCCCCCCCAAGAUGCGAAGGCACAUUCAUUUCUUUAGUUCAGAGUUUAACGACACCAUAUCUAUAAAGGUUACCAAAUAUGCCAUUAUAAACACUAAAACAUUGUGUAGGGUAUUUUUUUUUUUGCCCAUGUUACUUCAGUUUCUAUGGCUACGGGCUGUAUUUAAAGGCCCAGAAUGUUAACUUUUUGAUGUUUGCAGAUGCCAAUGUUGCCUGUAUUUAUGAAAUGACACAAUGUUUUCUGAAAACUAACAUACCAUGUUUACAGAGAUGUUUGCUGUAUAAAUAUCUUUUUAGUUGUGCUUUGCACAAUCAAAAUAUAGGGUUUGUUGCAUUGUCUGUUAUUUCCCAAACUUUUGCUGCCUUUUUUUUUUUUUUACAUCUUUAAAGACCUUGGACUGUAACCGUUAGCAUAUUUUAGCUGUGGCAUCUACAAAAAAGUAACCCUGACAGAAGAUAUGAAGGGGGACUGCUUGGCUUCUUGUUCUCUUGAGCUGGCAACUGAAUCUUCCCAAGUGUAUCAGCAAUGCAACAAAAAUGAAUAAAAAUUACUAGCAAUUGAA